AUGGUCAGCACAAGCAAAUGGUUACAGGUAAACGGUUUGAGAAGACAGAAACUUAACCUUUUCCAUUUGUUGCCGAAAAUUGGUUUUAAAAUUUCAGACGAUUAUGAUCUGUCAUUGAAGAAACCAGUGUCGUCCAGAUAUGCGAAUGGUCUCUUUCCACAGGUUUUCAGGUCAGAUGGACACACAUUUAACAUUGUUUGCUGCAAAGAAAAACUAGAACAGGUUGCGAAAAGGUUGCAAAACAUAGCGGGACAUCUCAAAGAGCGUCUGCACUGGUUAACCUCAGGCAGUAGGAGGAUAUUUGGCGUCAUUGAAGAGAAGCGUACUUGCAUUGUAGUGGCUAGCACGACCAAUCACGAGCCAAUCUAUCUAUCUAUCUAUCUAUCUAUCUAUCUAUCUAUCUAUCUAUCUAUCUAUCGUUAUGCUACUCUCGAUAGUCAUGCCUUCCAUAAAAAAAGUGUUCAUAUAACCCACGACACCGUACAUGAAAUCAUCGAAUGGAUCAAGAAAGUAUCUCUCCCGAUACAUCAGUCAUCCACUUCUGUUUGCGAAGCAGUCUUGAAAGCCCUUGAAGAUAAAAUGUUGGAAUCUGUCUAUUUAUUGUGUGAGGGUGCAGCUGUCAACGCCUGUCAAGAGUUAUUGAGGAAUAAGGUUCUCCAAUUAGGCAAAAGUAUUCCGGUUCAUGUAAACACUUUUAACUGUAAUGACAAAGAAAUAUUGGUAUUUUUGAAAAAGUUUGCCCAGGAAGCCGGUGGAAGAUUUCAUGCGUAUGAGACUUACAAGGAACCUGCAGGAAGUUCAUCAUGUGGGAAUAAUGACACGGCCUUAUAUCCAACUGAAGCACUAUUCAGUAAACGGAAUGCCGAGAAGGAGACCAGUGUUGCAUCACGGGAAGAUGUAGUGCAGUUGUUUGCCGAACUGGAAGAAGCUAGAAACACCUUAAGGAAGAUUCAGCAACUGGUACCUGAACGAAAAAAUGAAAUUGACACCGAGUCAAGUGAAAUGUUCGAAGUUGAAGAAGAAAAUUAUCCGAAUGAAGAUUAUAUGUCUUCUAAAGAGUGGCUCAGUCGAUAUGGUAUCGAUGUACACGGACUUGAGAUUCGUUGUCUUUUGGAAGGCAUAGCCUUCAGACAUCAGGACGGACUUAUGGAUUUAUUGGUACCACCUCGAUACCCUGAUAUUCGAACUAGUGCUGCUUGUAAAGAAUCUUUUGUGAGCGCCAAAUAUUGCGAGGAUUUCCCUUCCAUUAAGUGGAAAUCUGGACAAACAGUUCACGUUAACAUGACUCCCCAAGUGCAACGAGACUACGAAGAGAGAAUGCUGACGGUCUUAAAUGCUGUUCAACAAAGAUUAAACUGGUUGAAAAAAGGAAGCCGGUCAGUGUUUGGUACCGUAUUAGAGGAUGAAGUUUAUCUUUUAAUCGAUAUGUCUUCAUCAAUGGAGCCCAAAAUACCGAGUGUAUUGGAACGAAUCGAGUGCCUUUUACAGGAACAAUUACAGCACAAGAAAAAAAUUAACAUUGUCACUUUCAGCAGGAGGGCCUCUACGUGGAAGGAAAAACUGACUGAAGUGACUCCUAAAAAUAUAUUAGAUGCAUUCGAAUGGUUGAAGCGGCAGCCAUGUGGUGGAUCAACCAACACAUACGCAGCCCUCAGAAUCGCUUUGGCUGAUCCUAGUACACAGGGUAUCUAUCUUGUUACGGAUGGCCGGCCCGACCAGCCGUGCAAAGCGAUUUUGGCUCAGGUUCAAAUGAAUCCUUCUGUCCCCAUCCACACAAUUGCAUUCAACUGCAAUGAUGAAGAGGCUAAUUGUUUUUUAUAUCAAUUGGCUAAUUCAACACGCGGACGUUAUCAUUAUUACACGGAUAACGAUUAUGAUGUUGAACCUCCUGAGUCAUGGAAGUGUGAAGACCUUAGAUUGCUGGAAGAAGAACUGAGACGUGGAUAUAGAAACUUAGCGACCGUGUCACGCUUACGAGAACAAUGUCUUAUGUCACUUUGGAAAGGAGAGAUCAAAAGGCUUAAAUCCCGUAGCUGCAAAUCCGAGAUGUCUGGUGAAUCCUGUUCUCCGUCACCGAAGGAUAUCGAUCGCAGUCAGAGCAGCUUCUCCAUAAAAGGGAAAAAUUCUCGUCAAGCUUUUUAUGUGCGUCAAAGGCAACGUUUUCUUCCUCAAUGGCCUUUUGUUCCAUCUUGUUGCAAAAGGAAACAACAUGGGCCAACAACGAAAAUGUCAAAUCGACAUCUCCAUGCCGGUUCAACGAAAACGAGCAUGUUACGCCAUAGAAUUGCACUAAAGCGGGAGAUGUCGUCUUCAAGUGAAACACAGAGUAGCAAUGAGGAACUACUCGAAGAACAAGAAAAUUGUGAAAUAACUGAAAAUGAAGAAACUAUGGACGAAAGAAAAGUUAUCUUGACUGAAAAUGACGGCUAUGUUGAGGAAUAUAAAGAUAAUCAAACAUUAUCAGCCGCCAAACGCUGGCUGAAACGAAACAAGUUGAAAGCGAAGCGGUUGACAAUAAUGGACGCUUUGUCGCAGACACAUAUUCCUCACAGAGCAACGUAUGUGCCUAGUAUCAAUAAAUACGUACUUUCUAAGGUGUUCGAUGAUGUCUUUCCACUUGCUCACGUGAUGCGAGACAAACAUAUGCAAAUGACGUUAGUGAAUCCAAAAAGUGUCAACCUUCCAGCAUACGAAAAGAAACUACAGAAGGCAAUUAAAUCGUACAUGAGAUUAUCUAUCUAUCUAUCUAUCUAUCUAUCUAUCUAUCUAUCUAUCUAUCUAUCUAAAUUUUGCAUUUUCAUUUCUCUUUCUUCAUUUCCUUCUAAUUUCCUGGAUAACAUAAUUUGGAAAGCGUUACCGGAGAGUACAAAGAAAAGAUUAGGAAGUGAAGCACCACUUCCAUUUUUCAAGAACAAGGCACGGUUAUUGGGGGCACUUCGCGAAAACAACUGGCCAGUCGCCGCCGAAGAUGUGGCUUUACUCGAGCGAGAGAUAGAACAAGGAUUUAAAUAUUUACAAAUGUCACACGAUCUUCAAAAAAGUGAACUCUCCCUUCAGAAAAAUGAUCCAGAGUUUGAAAUCAAGUAA
Molecule: messenger RNA, 3087 nt
Organism: Acanthosepion pharaonis
Lineage: Eukaryota; Metazoa; Mollusca; Cephalopoda; Sepiida; Sepiidae
Source: the annotation of a GenBank genome assembly